GGUAUACAGUUUUGGGGCAGGCUUGUGUAUUUUUUCCUCGGGCUUGUUUUCACUCGGAGUUGGCUAAACAAAUGUGUGCCGUGGAGUCACGAGUCGGUGGAUCACAGUUCAGGUGGAUCUAGAUGAUGGACACGGAGAAGAGAGUCCAAAGGAGUACACGCGGACUACACGAGCAGAUUUCACCGCUGCAUUUCACGAAUCAGUAACAGCUAAACAUUUUCUCAGACUCGUAUGACAACAGCGGUCGGUCACUGGCCGCAGGACAGCGAGUGUGUGAUUGCCGAGCUUGAUUUGCUCCCUUGCUGCGAAGUUGCUCUCGCGCUUUUCCUGUUUAUAUGAGCUUCGAAUGCGUAACGAGCUUUACAUUGGCGAGACCACUUGUUGAAAUCUCACGAAACUAAGUUCAGUAUUGGGUGAAAUAAGAUUGAUUGAAUUUACCAUACAAGUGGGCCGUUUGAAGAGUCGAACGACUGUUGGUUAUCAUUUAAGUUACAGUUCGUUUGUGAUAUUUGGAUUGUGUCAUAUCGCUCAUUAGCUGGUGAACGUUAGCUGUCACGGCUGACUUUAUCCUGUACCUGACCGAGCAAUAUCAAUCAAUUACUCGCAUUUAGACAGUUAUAUCACCAACUGUCUAUCUUAAUUCAUAAAUAAUGGUGGGCUCUUAAAUAUUUAUGCGGAAUAACAAAAUAUAUACAUAAUUUAAAUUGUUCUCGUCAGAAUCUAAAGUAUUUAGCUCGCAAGCUAGGGUCGCUACUGAACUUGUUUCGUAAAUCCAAGUGAAAUAUUUAAGCUUUUCUGUUUGGCGUUGCACAGUAUUAGACAUUUUGUCCUAUUUCCCCACGAUACAAAGCAAGAGCUUGUUUAAGUUAGUGAUGCCAAACGAAACCGUCAUAAACGCUUGAAUAUUUAGCGAUGUCCAGUUUCCUGACAAACUUUUAGCAAAUUCGGCUCAUCGCCUUCAUACAAAUAUUGGCGUAUAAGUAUAAGGAACUCCUAUAUAUCAUCGUUACUUUGCACUUAAGAUGAAUUUAAGUCCAUUAAGUUGUUAAUAAUACGGUUUCAUCGCUUUUUCCAGCUCAUUAAUGGUGGCAAAGCUCUUGUCAUUAAAGCGACCUCGUCAAACCUCUCUAAAGCAUCUGGACUGCACCCUUACACGCAUUUCAGACAUGGAAGGACAACUUAAGCACAUUUGACUUGUAUAUCGACAACAUUCAACCUUCAGUUCCCUGCGAAGUUGAUCUCGAAACUCUGCGGCCCAACCAUGUCUGGAUCCCCGGGCUCGAGUGGCUCCAACCCGCGGAAGUUCAGCGAGAAGAUCGCGCUGCACAACCAGAAACAGGCGGAGGAGACGCGGGCCUUCGAUCAGCUCAUGACAGACCUCACCGUCUCAAGGGUGCAGUUCCAGAAGAUCCAGCAGCUCCGUCUGUCACAGAACCGGGCACAGUACUAUGGUGGCUCGCUGCCCAACGUCAACCAAAUAGGCAAUGCCAGCACUGAUUUCCAGGGGACUUUUCCCACCGGACUGGACUCUGUGCGAGGGACCAGACACCAUGGUCUGGUGGAAAGGGUACAUCGAGACCGCAAUCGGAUCAACUCACCACACCGCAGGCCCAUUGACAAGCACGGGCGGCAGGCUGAGAGCUCUCCAUAUGGAACGAUGUACCUUUCUCCUCCCCCUGACAACAGCUGGAGAAGAACAAACUCUGACUCAGCUCUGCACACCAGCGCCAUGAGCCCAAACCCACAGGAUCCUUUUGGCAAGAACCAGCAGAUGGGCAGAGGACCUCCUCAGCGAAACGCAAGCAUGAAUGAAGCAGAGGUGGACAGUACUGGAGACGUGUUCUCAUUUCCUGCUGUCCCUAAUGAGGAGAAUCUGCUUGGAGUGAAUAAGCCACUGCCCAAACAGUUAUGGGAGGCCAAAAAGGUGCAGUCUCUGUCCUCCCGGCCAAAGUCCUGUGAAGUGCCUGGAAUCAAUAUAUUCCCAUCUCCAGAGCAGAACGCAGGUUUGUCUCACUACCAGGGCACGCUAAACACUGGUGGGUCUCUUCCUGACCUCAGUAACCUGCACUUCCCCUCUCCGCUGCCCACUCCGCUGGACCCCGACGAGGCUGGAUAUCCCAACCUGAGCGGAGGCAGCAGCACCGGCAACCUCCCCGCAGCCAUGAUGCAUCUGGGCAUCGGAAACUCACAAGGGCUGUCAUCCUCUCUAAGCAACCCUUCCAUCCAGGCAUCCCUCACCAACUCUCAGCUGCACUCGUCUCUCAGCAAUCCAUCAAUCCACACAUCUCUGCGUCUCUCCUCGCUGUCCAACCCUCCUCCAACGGGCAUGGCGAGUUCACCCAGGAGACGGCCGGCCCCCAUUAGUCCCCUGACACUCUCUCCAGGGGGCGAUCAGAGGCGAAGCCUGGGCAAGCAGCUCUCCCCGACAAUGUCGCCCUCUCUGUCCCCGAUCACACAGGGGGUUGCAUUGGACACCAGCAACUUGCCGAUGGAGCCGCCCCCUCCCUACCCCCUUUACCAGCAAACCCAGCAGCCCCUGCAGCAGAGCUCCCAGCAUCCAGGGGUGCAGCAACGAGCAACAGGUGGCCAACAGCAGCAACAACAGCACCAGCCUGUGUCCCCGCUGCAGAACGUCCCACUCGACUUUAAUUCCAGCGCUCACAACAGCAUGGGAGCAUUUUUCAACGAUCCCUUUAUGGAGCAGCAGUUUUCUGGACGUCAGUCCAAGUGUUCGUCCUAUCAGCAGGAUCAGUAUAAUAUGUUGGAGAAUGUCAUGAGCUCUAUGGCAGGAGGAUUUGACCCUUCCUCCAACCUCUACUGCUCCCAGACUGCCCUCAUGGGCUUAGGUGGCAGUCAUGGCAACCUGCAAGACCACCUUCAGAUGAGACCCAACAUGCUCUACUCUAAUUGUGGAGGAGGAAUGCCCAACAUCAUCCUUACAGAUGACUCCAAUCCCAGCCUGUCUAAGGACAUCAGCAGUGUGUUGUCCGCAGUGCCAGAGUGUUUGGACUCAGAAGGAGUUUUUCCACUGGAGGAUGAACUACGUAUCGAGCCGCUCAGUUUGGAUGGACUGAGCAUGCUCAGUGACCCCGAUAUGGUCCUCCCUGACCCCUCAGUAGAGGACAGCUUUCGCAGCGACAGACUUUAAAGAGCCACAUCAUGCAUGUAUACAUACAUGCAUACAUACAAGUCCAUGAACAUGACGACUAAAGCACAGAACCUAUAGCACUCAGACUUCUAUAAACAUAAAAAGAUCUUUACAUUUUCCUAAAUGCAAAGCGCAUGCCUAAAAACACUACAUGUUGACAUAAAGUGAAUCAUCACGCUCGCAUGAGUCACCCAGAUGCCGUCUCUCAGUGGCCGCCAUUGCUCAGCAUGCUCCAUCUGCCUCCCAACACAUCGUUCAUCGCUCAGCAGAUGUGUGAAGCCAAUCUGGACGCUUCACACGUGCUUUGAUUUGUAAAGACAGUGAAACAAACAAAAAUUAACCUGCCGUGUAUCUACUCCUUGUGCCGAGUGACAAUCAGAACACAGGAGCCAUAGCAAUGCCAAACCGAUGACUGGAUCUUGCUGUUGCAUUGCUGGUCUAUUUCAAAGCCAUGCAACCAAAACAAAAUGAAUGUGCUUGUUUUACAUAUUGCUUUUGGAUGUUAUUAGAAGGUCACAGCAGCUUUCAGUGACAUUUCGAUAGCAGCGAAAGGAUGGGACGGUCCUGAAUGCGGAGACGGUGAGAAGAUGACAAUAUGACGUGUUAUGGAACAGAAGGAGUCGACAGCCGGCCUAAUACCAGCCCAUAUUGAUGCACCAAAUGCUGUGAUACGAGACACCAGCAGGAUGGGUUGAUCUUUCCCCCUCGCCACGCAACCCAAACUCUUUUUCAGUACCAAGACAGAACAUGUUCGGUGUGCUGAACCGUCUGGUUCGGGCUACUGAGUAGCAGACACAUCUAAAUUAACCAGCAGUCUCUGGUGUCACUGCCUGAAGCUUGGAGCAUGCGCUAAGCUAACCGCAUGAUAAUGCUGUGGUUUUCUAACCAAUCAGCGAUCAAUUUGCUGGCAUGUAGGUGAGCCAAAGCCACUCGUACACACUCAGUCCAUCCUUCAGAAUGUGGCCAGUCCCCCUUAUUCAAAUGACAGAAUUCAAUGAAUUACACCUCUCCUCCUGCGCAGUCACAUACUAUAAAAAGAGGAGGAGUGUAGAUGAUGUGUAUAGAGCAUUAUUUUGCAUAUUUUUUGUAUAAAAAGAUAAAAGAGAGCUUUGCCACAUAUAUAUGCCUCACAAUUUUCUGUCUGACUAGAAUGUAUUUUUGAAACAGAAAAAGGGCAAACUGUUUACAAAGAUAGUUUAAGAACUACGAAUUGUGAGUAGGCGCUGACAUUUUUAUGAUUUUUGGUAUAAAUCUAAAAGAAAAACCUUUGUAUAUCGCUGAUAUUGAUCCAGUCCAUAGUUGGCGAAUAGAAGCUUUGGCUAUGCAGAUCUUUAGCACAGGACUGUCUCAGAUGGCUGGAACAAUCUAGACCAUAAAAAGGAACUAUUUUAUUUGUACAUUUACUAUAUCUUUGUGGUUAUUUCAGAUUUUAUACAGACUUGUAAUGCGGCUUCUGAUAUGUCAGUUGUAUUUGUACUUGUAAAUCUGUUCAUGUUCUCUCCCUUUGAACUUUUGUUGUGGACGUCAUCUUUCGUGAACGUUUGUUGUGAUGGUAUUUCUCACCGUUGCUCAGCAUGGGACCUCUCUCUGCAGCUCUGAUCCUUGUGAGGGGUUUUUACGGUAAAAAAAAAACGUUGGGAUUUUAAAACGUCUUUAAGAGGUGUGAUCUGUGGACGUGGAACACAUGUAUCACUGUUAUUGCUCAUGUUGAAGUUUGCACUGAUCUGAACAAAAUUGAUCUUUUGGUUUUAAGCAGUAGUUUUUAUUUUGGCGAAGAUGUUAUUUGCGAUGACGCAAAGACGUUGUCUUUUAAGCAUGUUAUGCAUGUGAGGACUUUGAAAUAAAUGCAGUAUAUUUUGUGAAUUACUAUAUUCAAAUGACCAAAUAUUUUGAGAUGAAGAAAGAUAUCUAAAUAUAGCUCAGGAAUGCAUUUUUUUCACCAUAUCGUGAGUGGUUUUAUGCCCAUCUCUUGCC
Molecule: messenger RNA, 5122 nt
Organism: Sinocyclocheilus grahami
Lineage: Eukaryota; Metazoa; Chordata; Actinopteri; Cypriniformes; Cyprinidae
Product: CREB-regulated transcription coactivator 3-like
Exons: 14
Coding region: 1262-3148 (628 amino acids)
Biological process (GO): positive regulation of transcription by RNA polymerase II; protein homotetramerization
Cellular component (GO): nucleus; cytoplasm
Molecular function (GO): cAMP response element binding protein binding
Source: RefSeq, a predicted model, not a curated record